Glarea lozoyensis ATCC 20868 is the source of this 759-nucleotide messenger RNA. RefSeq lists its product as uncharacterized. The record is from RefSeq and is a predicted model, not a curated record. The transcript is spliced from 2 exons. The coding region runs from base 1 to 759 and encodes 252 amino acids. NCBI's taxonomy places the organism in Eukaryota, Fungi, Ascomycota, Leotiomycetes, Helotiales, Helotiaceae.
AUGGUAACCGCCGGCAUUUCAGUCAACUUACCAUCAACUAUCGGCAGUGAGAAUACUUCAACACCUCUCACUGAGUUCAAAUUGUUUCCAACUUUACCGACGGAACUACGAUUAAUGAUAUUCGAAUGUAUCAUUCCGGCAUCGGAGCUGAUUGAUGUCGAUAUUGAGGUUGUACUCGUGAACGGAGUUAGCACUAUUCGGAUAGCACGUGUUGCAAAGAGACGUAUUAUUUUAUGGGCAGUGGACCACGAGGCAAGAUCGUUUACCGAUAGGAUUCUAGCCAGAAAGAGUCAUAGUCUGACUGAAUCUAAUGCUCAAGGAGAUUUCCCAGUGACAUUCGAGGGAGACGUUGACAUGAUCCGGUUGGGUCCAAUUAGAAAUCGCACCGGCAACCCCCUCGCUCAUGCAAUCAGCAACUCUGCUGUGGGUGGCUCACUCAGCACCCUUUUUGCUCACGCCAGCAACAUCCAAAUAAACUCAGCAGCCCCUCUACAGCAGACAUUAAGACACAGGUUGCACCUUUUGGAGAAUUUCUCAGGGAUAAAGAGAUUCUAUUUUGGCUGGGGAAACGAUCAGGAAAUGCGGAGAUUUCACCUAAGCCCUUCUCGACAUGGAUUCGUCGAUCAAAACUACCUUCGCGUCGAUUAUCCAUUUGCUGCUCUAGUAACAACCUUCCACAGAACACUCGUACAGGCUGCUCAAUCUCAUGGGCUUCAAACUAUUCCAGAAGUCUUUGGUGUCUUGAAGAGUAGAGUCUAG